Molecule: messenger RNA, 2613 nt
Organism: Pecten maximus
Lineage: Eukaryota; Metazoa; Mollusca; Bivalvia; Pectinida; Pectinidae
Product: NXPE family member 3-like
Exons: 4
Coding region: 161-1804 (547 amino acids)
Source: RefSeq, a predicted model, not a curated record
AGAACAUUGUAUGGAUAUAAACUUAGUAGCCUUGUUGAUGUGUUGAUAAUAUCAAGGCAAUUUUGAGUUUGAAUACGCUUUUAAACAGGCAGUGGAAUCACUCGAACAUUAUUUUUGGGGUGAAGGACAGGAAUUGUACUUCUGUAUAUCUGGUUUGAUAAUGUCUGUUAAGGAAUCCGUUUGUUUCCGCGGGAUAUUGAUACCCUCAGCUUUAUUGACAGUGAUAGGGAUCGCCUUCCUCUGCUCAAUGGAUACACAGAUAUGGUUCAAACAAGCAAACCUACCGAUGUUUAGACAAGAGAAUCUACAACAACAAAAGAAAGAAUGCAGAACUGAUGUAUGCCGGACCUUACCAAAGCAUGCGUUAGAACAAAUCGAUAGGUAUAUGAUGUUCACAGAUUUCACAGAUUUUCUGUCAUUAGUGAACAUUUCAACAUCAGUGGUAACCAUACGGAAUGAUAAAUCGGACGUCAGAAUUGGAGAUGACGUCAUUGUCGACAUUGAUUUGUACAACGGUAGAGGAGAACGAGCAACUCGCGGAGGUGACAUGCUCAGGGUGUGGCUUCGAGAACCUACCCGUCAUGCAUCUGUAUCCGGUUAUGUAAUUGACCAUGACAACGGAUCAUAUACAGGAGUUGUUAAAGCAAUGUGGGCCGGCAAUCCAGAGUUGAUGUUUUCUAUUGCAAAUACGAAGGAACAUAUUGGAAUUUUCAUGAACAUUGUACAAAAAUAUGGUUUAAUUAGAUUUCUUCGAGCAGGAUUUAUAAAAGGAAAACUGACAGAAUCAACGUUAUGUAGCGUCAUACCAAACAUUCCGAAUGUAACAGAGUACUGCAACUUUACAUCCCAGAACUUCAACAUGUCCUUUUUCUGUGGAAAGCCAAAACAGAUGAACUGUGGAGACUGGACUGUGUAUGAAAGAGCUUCUAGAUAUUCCUGCAAUACGAAGCACACAUCCUUUUUUAGGAAUUAUAAGUAUUUCAGUAAAAGUUUAGGAAUGCUGACGGUAUCCACCGGUUCUGGUACUACAGGAGAGUCGGAUAUCCUCUGUCGUGACGUCAGCAGUACAAUAACAUGGCAGACGACUAACCCGACUGGCUUCUUUUACGACGGUAAAUGGCGGUCGUUAAUCUGCAAACCUGCGCUCUCAUGGACGUACGACUCAUACGCCAAGUGCUUAAAGAAUCGACCGGUUCUCAUGACAGGUGACUCUACCACAAGGAAUUGGUAUGUUCCUUUAGCCGCGCUGUUAAAAUUGCGCAUAUUUGUUGGACGUCAUGAAAUAAAGGACAAAGCAUGGCAUAAAUUUGCUGAAGCAGAAAAUAAGGGAAAAUCUUUAUCGAUGUAUUGGUCACCACACGAAAUCCCUUUCUACAGUUGGGAACAAAACAAAAACAACUUCCGGUCUGUAGCAUCACGGAUAGAUGAUUUGCCUGGAAACAAAAGCGCAAUCAUCAUAUUACAUUGGUACGGGCAUUUGACUAGAACAACUCCGAAACAGUAUAGAGAUCAUGUAACUAGUGCCAAACAUGCUGUAGUGCGUCAUUUGAAACGUUCUCCUCAUUCAAAUAUUUUCAUAAAAGGUCCUCACUCUUUCACAUACAAUUACUUUCUAGAACCAUUUGAUUACAUUAGUAGAGUUUACAGGCAGAUUCUGUACGAGGAGUUCAAAGACUUACAAGACAAAGUCUACUUUAUCGACCAAUGGGAUGCAACAGUUGGGAUGGAAAAUUUAGACAUACACCCGAAAGCUUCACUUAACCCGAUUAUGGCUAAUUUCGUGUUCUCUUUUAUUUGUGAUUGAUUCCGCGAAGAUUUCGGCUGUUAGUUCAAGUCUAUUGCGGCAAAGCCAACGAAACAAUCAGUAAACUCUUGAAAUGUGAUUAUAAUAGUCUACGGAAUGUUAAAAUAAUCCUUCUGUCUUACUUCUAAGUUAUCCAUUCUUGAAUGUAUAGGUGUAUGUUCUGUUUAUUGUAAACAUAAAUAUCUUAAACACAAAAGUGAUGACGUUAUAUAUACAAGAACUAACAACAAUUCUUUGCGGUUGUUGGUUUUGUAUUCAUUCCAAGACAACAGAGAAUACUAACAUAGCAACGUAACCGUAAUUCUAACUAAAAAUAGAACAAACGAUGGCAAAAUAUUUUCAAAAUUAACGUGUGCAUGAUGAGGAGCACCUGUGAUCGGUAUCUUAAAGCUAUUGUUUUCUUUUCAGAAACAAGUAUGGCUAAGUCCCAAAAUACAUGUUACUACAUUCCACUGUUAUUUUGCAUCAUUUCAGCUGAAGUGUAAAAUUAGAAAUAUCACAGACUCACCAGCGUCUUGUUCGGCAUCAAAUUACACUCAUAAAGACAACAUUAAAAGGUGAUGUAUUUCAUUGAAUACAGAUUAGUAAAGAACGACCUUUGGGGCUAAUAUAGUACACACUCGCCCACAUAUGUUACUAUCCACGUCAAUAGAGGUUAUUUACCUCACUCAGUGGUUUAUUUUAAGAAGAGUUUCCUGAAAAUAGUAACCAUACAAAUGAUUCAUGCAAACUGUGCUACCCGAGACUUGUAAAUUUAAGUGUUUUAAAGGUAACCAUACAAACUGUGCUACCCGAGACUUGUAAGUGUU